Molecule: messenger RNA, 872 nt
Organism: Talaromyces proteolyticus
Lineage: Eukaryota; Fungi; Ascomycota; Eurotiomycetes; Eurotiales; Trichocomaceae
Product: peroxisomal biogenesis factor 11
Exons: 4
Coding region: 116-775 (219 amino acids)
Biological process (GO): peroxisome fission
Cellular component (GO): peroxisomal membrane
Source: RefSeq, a predicted model, not a curated record
CGUAUUUCGAGUAUUGAUUUUCUGGCACCUACUUUUUGAAAGGACCAGCGAGGGAUGCUGCAGGUACAUCUUUGUUCUUCAAGAUAGCGCUGCGUCAAGUACGACACUUUGUCCGAUGGCUCAAUUGUCUCCGGCGUCGCUCCCGAAACAACUGGCCAACUUCACCAAUUCCACAGCUGGCCUUGACUUGGGCCUCCGUCUGCUCCAUGCCUUGACGCUUAUCGGGACCGGGGUCGAUCUCGACAAUGCCACAGUUAUGAGAUGCUCGGUUGCGGCAGCACAGAUAGGAUUAGCGAGGCGCUAUCUCCGCUUCUUCGAUUUUCUCGGUUGUUUUCAAAAUGUUCAUGACAUUUUGGCUGCAGGAAGCCCUACGAGAACCAGGACAGCAAUGGAGUUGGCCGAAUCUAGCGCUUUGGGGAUGUAUCUGGUUUUGGAGGGAACGACCAUGCUGCAUGACAUGAAUGUCUACUUGGUUUCGUGGUACACGCCUGUUCUGCUCGAGGCUUACAAGUUCUGGUUCUACGCCAUCUGUAUAGCAAUCGCCAGAACUGCUUUGGAUCUUCUCUUUGGAGGGGAAUCUAGGAAUUCCUCACCCUCAGAACCCAUCCUAUCCACUGCAUCUCUCUUGAACCAGCUUGUGAUUGAUGCCUUGAACUUGAUAAUUCCCGGGUCUUUACUGGGGUGGAUCCCCGUGAGCGAGAUGGGGGUUGCCCUCGCAAUGCUGGUUAGCACUAUACUUGUUUGGCCAGCUGUCUGGGGGAAAGCACAGAAAUAGAUUGUGGUAAUGUCAAGAGACUUGUCACAGGGUGUAUCACCAUAUACAUAGAAAUAGAUACUGAAGACAUAGAGUAUAGUAAAGCUAUAGAAUAACA